Molecule: messenger RNA, 4389 nt
Organism: Zygotorulaspora mrakii
Lineage: Eukaryota; Fungi; Ascomycota; Saccharomycetes; Saccharomycetales; Saccharomycetaceae
Gene: XRN1
Product: chromatin-binding exonuclease XRN1
Exons: 1
Coding region: 1-4389 (1462 amino acids)
Biological process (GO): nuclear-transcribed mRNA catabolic process; rRNA catabolic process
Cellular component (GO): nucleus
Molecular function (GO): RNA binding; 5'-3' RNA exonuclease activity
Source: RefSeq, a predicted model, not a curated record
AUGGGUAUUCCAAAAUUCUUCAGAUAUAUCUCUGAGAGAUGGCCUUUGAUUCUUCAGUUAAUCGAGGGGAAUCACAUCCCUGAGUUUGAUAACUUGUAUCUGGAUAUGAAUUCAAUUCUGCAUACAUGUACGCACGGAAACAGCGAUGAUGUUACGAGAAGGAUGUCAGAGGAGGAAGUAUUUGCCAAAAUAUUUGCUUACAUUGAUCAUUUAUUUCAUACGAUUAAACCCAAGCAGAUAUUUUAUAUGGCAAUCGACGGGGUUGCUCCAAGAGCGAAGAUGAAUCAACAGAGAGCACGUAGAUUUAGAACUGCAAUGGAUGCAGAAAAGGCUCUAGAGAAGGCGAUUGCCAACGGUGACGAGAUUCCAAAGGGCGAACCCUUUGAUUCAAAUGCCAUUACGCCUGGAACGGAGUUUAUGGCAAAGCUAACCAAACAUUUGCAAUAUUUUAUACAUGAUAAGAUAACGAACGAUUCCAAGUGGAGGGAGGUUAAAAUAAUCUUCUCAGGCCAUGAGGUUCCCGGUGAAGGUGAGCAUAAGAUCAUGGAUUUCAUCAGAGGAUUAAGAGCCGAUGAUAGUUUCGAUCCUAACACAAGACACUGUAUUUACGGGUUAGAUGCAGAUUUGAUCAUGUUAGGAUUGUCCGUACAUGCCCCUCAUUUUGCUCUCUUGAGAGAAGAGGUUGUGUUUGGUCGAAGAUCGAGCACUCAGGCUUCUCUUGAAAAUCAAAAUUUCUAUCUAUUGCACCUUUCAUUACUAAGGGAGUACAUGCAAUUGGAAUUUGAAGAGAUCGCUGAUGAGCUGAAAUUCGAGUACAAUUUUGAACGCAUUUUAGAUGAUUUUAUCCUCGUUAUGUUUGUUAUAGGUAAUGACUUUCUACCCAAUUUACCGGACUUGCAUCUUAACAAAGGUGCAUUCCCUGUAAUAUUACAAACUUUUAAAGAGGCAUUGCAACAUUUAGACGGAUAUAUUAACGAUAAUGGUCACAUUAAUUUGGGAAGAUUAAAAGUUUGGUUACAAUACUUGUCGCAAUUCGAACUGAUGAAUUUUGAACGUUCAGAUGUUGACGUAGAUUGGUUCAACCAGCAACUAGAAAACAUUUCAUUAGAAGGUGAAAAACAAAGGGCAAGAACUGGCAAAAAAAUUUUGUUAAAGCAGCAAAAGAAAAUUGUUGGCCUGGUCAAACCUUGGAUUACGAAAGUUAUGUCCCAAAAAUGUUCGCCUAAUCUCUCGGAAGACGAUAUCCCAACUCUAUUGAUAGAUGACGAUCGCAUAAAAGACAAUUUAGAUUUUUUAAAAGAAUUUGCAUUCCAAUUAGGGUUGUUUGUAACGCAUUCCCGUUCCACGGAUAAAUAUUCUUUGAAGUUGGAUGUUGACGCCAUAAAUCCUCAUGAAACCGAACAAGAGUGUGACGAGCGUCAAAGAUCUGUAAGGAAAACCUUAAAGAUGUACCAACAGGCUGUCCUCGUUGAAGAUCAAGAGGAGCUUGAUACGGAAAAAGAGACCUAUAAUGAAAGGUUUGUUCAAUGGAAAGAUAACUAUUAUAGGGAUAAGUUCGGUUUUAGUAUAAAUGACUCCGAGAAAUUGGCUGACUUAACAGGUAAUUAUGUUGAAGGCUUGCAAUGGGUGCUAUAUUACUACUACAGAGGCUGUGCAUCAUGGGGUUGGUACUAUCAUUACCAUUAUGCCCCACGUAUCUCUGAUCUCGAAAAAGGAUUAGAUCAAUUGAUUGAGUUCGAAAAGGGUAAACCUUUUACCCCAUUCCAACAGCUAAUGGCAGUUCUACCAGAACGCUCGAAAGAACUCAUUCCUAGUGUUUUCAGGCCGCUUAUGUAUGAUGAGAAAUCUCCAAUCAAAGAUUUUUAUCCAAGAGAAGUUCAACUGGAUAAAAACGGUAAAACGGCUGAUUGGGAAGCUGUUGUUUUAAUAUCUUUCGUUGACCAGGAUAGAUUGAUUGAAGCAAUGGAGCCAUAUCUGCCAAGAUUAACACCGGAAGAAAAAAGUAGAAAUAGUCGUGGGAGUGAUCUUAUUUUCACAUAUAAUCCCCAAGUCGAUGAAGUUUACAAAUGCCCACUAAGCGGUAUCUUUUCUGACAUCGAACAUAAUCACUGCGUUGAAAGGGAAUUUGUUAGGCCUGAUUUCAAGCAAUCCCAAUUUCGUUACGGGUUGUUGGCCAAAUCAAAGGUAGGGGCUGAUAUGCUUGCUGGUUUUCCUUCAUUACGCACAGUUACUUUUACAAGUGAAUUACUUUACAAUGAAACCAGAGUCUUCCAGCAACCUUCGAAGCAGCAAUCAAUGGUAUUGACUAUUGAUGAUGUUUACAAGGCGAGAGACUUGGGGUUGGAUGAGUUAGCGGAAAGAUACUUAGGAAACGUUGUCUAUACUAGAUGGCCAUUUCUCAGAGAAUCUAAGUUAGUUUCCAUCAGGGAUCGCUCACAUGCCAAGGAAAUAUCUGAUAAAAGUUCAAAACCAUUCUCUAGACAAUUGAAUGACAGUGAAAAAAGAGAGUUUUCCACAUUGGCAGCUUCCAUGGUGAGAAAGUAUUCCUCGGCGAAAGCAACAUCACUAAAAGAAGUUACUAUCAUCGUCGCAGUUCUCCCAGUCACUGAUCUAAUAAGGACGCCACAAGGUGCGUAUGUUAAAGCGUUCGCUUCGGAACCGGAGCAUUACCCACUGCAACUCAUGGUUGAAGAAGUUGCUAACGUGGACGAAAGAUAUGUUGAGCGAGAACCUGUGUCUAUUGAAGAAGAGUUUCCGGAGAGCUCUCAUGUGAUUUUCCUUGGAGAUUAUGCAUAUGGAGAAGAAGCCAUUAUCGAUGGUUAUAGUAGUGAUACAAGGUUGAAAUUAACUGUACACAAAAAGUCUAGGAGAUCUGAACCCAUCAUUGGUAAGGAGAGGGCCGCGAUGGACAGAUCGAUGGUGAAGUACUUCCCAUCAUUUGUUGUUGCAAAGAAGCUCAAUUUGCACCCUCUUUUUUUGUCAAAGAUAACAUCUCGAUUUUUAGUGGCAAAUCAAUCUGGCAAAAAUAUUAACGUUGGUGUUCCAAUCAAGUUCGAAGGUCGUCAUGAAAAAGUAUUAGGAUAUGCUAGAAGAAACCCCAAGGGUUGGGAAUAUUCAACCUUGGCUAUACAACUGUUAGAGGAGUACAAAAGAUUGUUUCCUGAUUUCUUUAAAAGGUUAUCCGCAAAUCGUUCAAAUAUGCCCACUAUACAAGAGUUGUUUCCUGAAUUGCCUACACAGAAGGCUGCUGAUAUUUUGCCUAAUGUUACAAACUGGCUGAAAUCUGUGACUGAAAAAUUUGUCACGGUUUCUUUAGAAAGUGACUCACUCACCAAAGUUUCGAUUCAAGCCGUUGAGGAUCACGUUCAAAAGCACAGCGGGCAUCCCGAUGAAACCGAGAGGAAGCAACUAGCUAAGGUCCCUUGUAAAGCUGUGUUGGAUCCUAAAAAAUCAUUCACUCUGUUGCGUACCCAAAGAUUUGAACUAGGAGAUCGUGUCGUUUAUAUUCAGGACUCUGGUAAAAUUCCUUUAUUUUCCAAAGGAACUGUUGUUGGAUACACAACACUUGGUACAAACUUAUCAAUUCAGGUUCUUUUUGAUCAUGAGAUAGUAGCGGGAAACAAUUUUGGAGGACGCUUGAGAUCUAAUCGAGGUAUUGGCCUAGAUGCCUCAUUUCUGUUGAACAUAACAAAUAGACAAUUUAUCUAUCAUUCAAAGGCUUCGAAGCAGACUUACAAAGAACGCUCUGCACAACAAAAGGCUAAAUCCAAUCUGGACAAGUCAGGAGCACGCGCAGCAAAGAAAAACAGAGCUCAUGAUUUACUCAACCAUAUCAAAAAGGCAGAUAAUACACAAACUGCCAAAAAGGAUGAAAAGAGGGAAGUUUUGAACUCAGAAGAUUCUAGGCAAACAGCGGGCGGGAUAGGCUCAAAUCCAGUUGAUUCUUCUGAAUUCAUCCAUGAGACAGACCAGAGAACAACUUCUGUUGCAAAUAAUAUCUACCACUCUGUUUUGAAUCAAUAUGUUCCUAGCGGUUAUUUGCCACAGAACAUGCAAUUCCAGUCUGAAGUUGCAAGUGUUCCAGCGCCAUCUGGUCUUCCUUAUCAUCUACCGCCUGGAAUAUUACAUCCAGCUGGGAUACCUCUCCCUGGAGCAGAUGUGCAGUUGCCACGUCCAUUCAAUGGCCAACUUCCUCAAAUUAGUCAUUCGCAGCCACCACAAUCAGCAGCAGAUAAUGAUGCGAAUUCAAAGAAUUUGAACGUCGUGUUGAAUAGUGCGAUUGAAAAGAGAGCUAGUAGAAACAAAAAACCUGAAGCGACGAGCAAUGGCAAAAAAAAUGGAAGACAAGGGAGCAGAGCUACUGCCCAGCAAAAACCUAGAAUUGAUUAG